Molecule: messenger RNA, 862 nt
Organism: Phytophthora sojae
Lineage: Eukaryota; Oomycota; Peronosporomycetes; Peronosporales; Peronosporaceae
Exons: 1
Coding region: 8-862 (284 amino acids)
Molecular function (GO): oxidoreductase activity, acting on the CH-OH group of donors, NAD or NADP as acceptor
Source: RefSeq, a predicted model, not a curated record
CGCCGCCAUGUUCGACUGGAUCUGGCCGCAGAAGUCCGUCAAGGGCGACGUGGUGGUCAUCACGGGCGGCGCCAUGGGGCUGGGGCGCCUCGUGGCCUUGCGCUUCGCCGCGCUGGGCGCCGUCGUGGUCGUGUGGGACCUCCACAGCGAUCUGGGCCCCCAACUGGUGCAGGAGAUCGAGGCGGCGGGCGGCUCCGCGCGCUUCUACGAGGUGGACGUGACCGACCGCGCCAAGGUCUACGCCACGGGCCAGGAGGUGCUCAAGGAGUUCGGCGCCGUGGACAUCCUCGUCAACAACGCUGGCAUCGUGGGGGGCCGCCCCGUGCUCGAGUCCUCGGACGCCAUGAUCGAGCGCACCAUGGCCGUGAACGCCACAUCGCACUUCUGGACCAUCAAGGCGUUCCUGCCCAUGAUGGCCAAGCGCAACAAGGGCCACAUCGUGUCGGUGGCCAGCGCCGCCGGGAUCUUCGGGUCCCCCGGGAUGGUGGACUACGGGGCCAGCAAGUUCGCGGCCAUCGGGCUCAUGCUCAGUCUGCGCCAGGAGCUGCAGGCCAUGGGCCUCUUCGGCGUGCACACGACCGUCGUGUGUCCGGGCUUCAUCACGACGGGCAUGUUUGAGGGCGUCAAGCCGCCGCCGUUCACGCGGUGGCUCACGCCCGAGUUCGUGGUCGACCAGAUCGUCAAGGCCGUGCGCCGCAACCAGUGGCGCGUGCUGGUGCCAUCCAUCCUGAUGGCCAUGGAGUUCGUGGCCACCAUCAUGCCCAUGUGGUUCGUGGACUGGUUCAUCCGCGUCUCCAAGACGUCGCAGGCCAUGAAGAGCUUCAAGCAGACGCGCACCCACGCGCUGCUCAAGGAGGACUAG